Bombina bombina (fire-bellied toad) is the source of this 594-nucleotide messenger RNA. RefSeq names its product ubiquinol-cytochrome-c reductase complex assembly factor 1-like. The record is from RefSeq and is a predicted model, not a curated record. Gene Ontology annotation, biological process: mitochondrial respiratory chain complex III assembly. NCBI's taxonomy places the organism in Eukaryota, Metazoa, Chordata, Amphibia, Anura, Bombinatoridae. The transcript has 6 exons. Gene Ontology annotation, cellular component: mitochondrion. The coding region runs from base 121 to 594 and encodes 157 amino acids.
ACACCAGCAGAUAGUGUCACUGAGGAGGCGGAUACUAUCGUAUUACCUCGGAAGUGUAUCACAGAAGCAUGAAAUUUGUAGACAGCAGCUUCAUCGACUAGUAAACUCUUCAGUGUCACUAUGGCAGCGUUUGUCAGAUUAGGAACUCGUCAUAUAAGAUUAAAUCCACAAAUUUCCAGUUUCAGUGUGUUACAUUCAAGCACAUGUACACAGACUCGCUGUCGGAAAACCCACUAUUUAAAGCAAUCUUUUGCAUCUGUAUCAAGUGAAAUAUGCCAUGGACCACAGCACAGAUCCCCUUUAGCAGCACAGGCAUGGAGAGAACUACAUGUCACAUCUACACACCAUACAUUAAAAGAUAAGCUGCAGCCUUCAGAAGAAGAAAUCGGAACAUUUACAAAAAUAAUAGAAGCAAUGGGUUUUACUGGACCUUUGAAAUACAACAAAUGGAAAAUUAAAAUUGCUGCCUUACGAAUGUAUACCUGUUGUGUGGAAAGAAUAGAUUUUGAUGAGUUCUUUGAAAAUUAUUUCUCCACCCCAUUUUUGAGUGAUGUCAUCACAGAUCCACACAGAUUAAACUUUGUGUUAGUUUGA